Xenopus laevis (African clawed frog) is the source of this 2663-nucleotide messenger RNA. RefSeq names its product unc-93 homolog B1, TLR signaling regulator L homeolog (gene unc93b1.L). Gene Ontology annotation, molecular function: Toll-like receptor binding. NCBI's taxonomy places the organism in Eukaryota, Metazoa, Chordata, Amphibia, Anura, Pipidae. Gene Ontology annotation, biological process: toll-like receptor 9 signaling pathway; toll-like receptor 7 signaling pathway; toll-like receptor 3 signaling pathway. Gene Ontology annotation, cellular component: lysosome; membrane; endosome. The transcript has 12 exons. Bases 174 to 1961 code for a protein of 595 amino acids. The record is from RefSeq and is a predicted model, not a curated record.
CCUCAUUGUAAAUGUAACUCUUCGGCAGUAGCAGGAAGUUUGCAAGAAACGCAGAUAAAAUGAGUGGGUGACAGAAGACAGAGAAGUCACCGGAUUAGUAAAUUAUCAAUUGAACAGUAAUCUUGAAUGGUUUCUGCAGAUGAACUACACAUAUCCAUGCUAAGGUAAACGAUAUGGCUGAAAUCUAUCCAGAAGCAUCCAUUAAUGGGAUUGCAGCUGACAGAGGCAGGGAUUACGCAGUGCCUGAUGACGUUCCUGUUCUCGAGGGAGCUAAUGCACAGAUUGAAGAUUUCUUGGGUGAAAAGGCAGAUUAUGAUGAAGAAGCUGAAGAAAAGAGAUAUUACCGGCGCAAGAGACUUCUUACAGUGAAAAGUGUUGUGUUUGCAAGCCUUGGAGCUGCUCUUACAUAUGGAGUAUAUUUAGGACUUUUGCAGAUGCAGCUUAUCUUACAUUAUGAUGAAACUUACCGUGAUGUGAAGUAUAGUAACAUAGGUCUGCAAGACAUUGACAGUAAGAUGCUAAUGGGAAUAAACGUAACACCUAUAGCUGCACUGCUUUACACCCCUGUUCUCAUAAGGUUUUUUGGCACAAAGUGGAUGAUGUUUCUCUCUUCUGGGAUUUAUGCUCUGUUUGUUUCUACCAAUUAUUGGGAAAGAUACUACACGCUUGUCCCUUCUGCUACUGUCAUUGGUGUAAUGAUUGUUCCCUUUUGGGCUUCACUAGGCAAUUAUAUUACCAGGAUGGCUCAGAAGUAUUAUGAGUUUGUGAACUAUAAGGAAGAAAAUGUGCGUGAGCAGCGCAGGGCGCCUCGGGGGGCUAGCCACAGAUAUAUUAUUAUAUUUCAGAGCAUCUUCUACUCCAUCUUCCAUAUGAGCUUUGUACUGUCUCAAUUACCAGUACAUUUCUUCCUUAGCAAGUUCUUUUACUCAUACAAUCACACACUGUUCAACGUGCGUGACUGUGGAGCUGCCAUUCAGCAUGGGAUCCUUCCGAAUUUCAACUUGACUGUACUGCAUACUUUGCCUCCAAGCCUAAAUCUUAUCUAUGUGGAGAGUGCUCUUAUGGGUGCUGCACUGGUGUCGAUGUUGCUGAUUUUGUUGCUCUGCGGUUCGGCUUACCGCCCUACAGAAGAAAUUGAUUUGCGCAGCAUUGGAUGGGGAAACAUUUUUCAACUGCCCUUCAAACAUGCCCGUGACUAUCGCCUGCGCUGUCUAGCACCAUACUUUUUUUAUAGUGGCUUUGAAGUCCUUUUUGCCUGCACAGGAUUUGCUCUGUGUUAUGGUGUUUGCUCACUUGGUUUGGAAAGCCUUCCCUUUCUUCUUACUGCCUAUGGCAUUUCGGCCUCUAUCUCUUCCUUCCUUGCCCUCUGCAUGCUUCGCUUCCCAAGACAGAUUCCCUUGGUAGGAGGAGCCGUGCUACAUAGUUGCAUCUUGAUUGGAUUGUUCUUCUGGAGCCCAACGCCAAAACUGCAGUCACAGAAACCCCUUCUGUAUUUAGUGGCUGUUCUGUGGGGGAUUGGAAGUGGACUGAACAAGAGCGGUCUCAGCAUUAUUAUAGGUAUGUUUUAUGAAGAUAAGGAGCGACAGGACUUUGUGUUUACAAUUUAUCACUGGCUUCAAGCACUUGCAAUAUUUAUUGUGUAUCUGUGGUCUUCGAUUCCUGUGACGGCUAAGCUGGGCAUCAUGCUCGCCUCUGCAUUAAUCUCUGUUCUUUCCUAUCUGUGGAUGGAGCAUAAACUGAGCUGCAGGGUGCCCUUUCGUGUUCCUAAAAUUCCAGCCCCACGCCACAAAGUCAAAGGAUACCGCUAUAUGGAGGAGGAAAACUCAGAUGAAUCUGGAUCAGAGGGUGAGGAAGAACAGAGUCAUGGUGGAGAAAGUGAAGAGGAAGAUCAAGCAGGUCCACGCUGCAGGCAGCCAGGCAAGAGGGAAUGCUAUGAACAAGCAGUGGGAGACGAUGAGUAAUUUUGGAAACCAAAAAGAUAAAAAACUGGACUAUUUGUCAUUUACCCUAUAUAUACUAAAUUGGUCCACUGGGUGGCACAGUGGUGCCGUGGUUAGGAUUGUCACAUUGCUGUACUUGGAUCCUUGGUUUUUAGGGUCACUCUCUGGUUUUCCUUUCACUGCGCAAUUAGAUUAAUUGAGUUGUAAUUAAAGGUCAAGUAAUGUCAUAAAGUGAAAAAAUCUAAAUAUAUAUUUUUUACAUUUAGUAUUAUGUAUUUGUUUCCCCAGCACUUACAAAUAUACUAUUUCUUGUCAACAAAUAUCUUGAGAGGCUUUUUUACCCAGGUUAUCUUUUAUGUGCCCUUUAGUCCUGUUUCAGCUUGAAUGGCUGCCUCUGUGUCUGCACAGCAACUUAUAGUAGCAUAUAUGUACAUGUAGGUAUGUUUUUCCCCAAAUCCAGUAAGUAAAAUCACUUCUUAAUGUUUUUAAUAAAUUCCUUAAAUGCUGUGUUUGUGUGAGUCUAAAAUGGUAUUUAAAUUUAUAAUUAUAGUUCUAAACCAUAAUGUGAUUUUCAACUUUCAUAUUCUGAGGUUGGGUACCUAAAAUUACAAACUCUCUAAAUGUAUCAAACAUAUUAAUAAUGUAUAUGUAUAUUAGACCACAACGCGUUGAUGUCUAAAUUUGUUAUAAUGCAAUAAAGCAUUGUUUUUGCUACAAUCAUUA